UGUAACACUGAGGGAUAAAUAUAACGUCUCAGCUACGAGAAGCUCCGAUCAUCAUCAUUACCUGAUCAUCCAGAGAAGCAGCGACCGAGGAGGAGAAGACUGAGAAGACACUGGGCACCAGGUCCAGGGGGUCUCUUUCUCCGAUGUCUCGUCCCCGGCUGCCUCUCUUCUGCCUCGGGCUGUUUGUCCUGAAAUCUCUACAGGUCUUCUGCAUCAUUUACGACUUGGAAAUGUUUGAGGGUUCAUUUGAUGACCAAUACAUCGGAUGCACUGAGAAAAUGGAGUCUAUAGCUCCAGGAUUACUGAGGAAGGAAAGAAUGAAGACACGUGACCUUAAUGUUUCCUGGAAUAUUGCAUCUGAUUUAUGGAAAAAAGAAAAACAUUUGCUGGGACGUCUUCCUGACGGUUUUAAGGAUGAAUACGGGAUCGCAUUAAUAGUCUUCUCAGUUCAGAAUUUCUCUGUUAGCAAACUUCUGGAUAGGGAUAUACAAAUAUAUAGUAAAAAUCCCAAGACCUUCAGGUUCCAUUCACUGCAUUUCUAUAUUACCAGAGCUUUCAAUUUGCUUCAACCUGGGUGUGAUGGAAAACCACUGUACACACAGAGGAGUUUCCCAGAGCUUCUGUUUAAGCCGCCAUCUGACCCUCAGGCCCCAGUAAGACUGGGAUUAUAUAUUAAUACCUUAACUAACAUUGGAUUGGAAGAAAAUAGAAGCAUUACAUUAUCCUUUAUCACCUGCUUUGGGGCGAAAUUACUGAACUUCUCGUAUCUUCUACGGAAUGACAUAGUGAUUGUUCCAGGGAAUGAAGUGUUUCAGGUCACCGAUUAUAAUGAGGAGAAGAGAAAUACCACCCUGCAGAGCACUCAUAAAAAGUGCAGCUAUUACAACUGUGCCUACCUGGGGGGAACUAAGAAUCAAAACUGCACCUACUACCCUCCAUCAUCAUCAUCAUCAUCAGAGAGUAGACCUGCGGUCAGGUAUCUCCCACCAUUGGGGGUGUACCACACCAAGUAG
This is a messenger RNA of Bufo gargarizans (Asiatic toad), 1013 nucleotides long. Its product is annotated as ecto-ADP-ribosyltransferase 5-like. Lineage: Eukaryota; Metazoa; Chordata; Amphibia; Anura; Bufonidae. The record is from RefSeq and is a predicted model, not a curated record. The transcript is spliced from 5 exons. Bases 144 to 1013 code for a protein of 289 amino acids. Gene Ontology annotation, molecular function: NAD+ poly-ADP-ribosyltransferase activity; NAD+-protein-arginine ADP-ribosyltransferase activity.